Messenger RNA from Rubroshorea leprosula, 1046 nucleotides. NCBI's taxonomy places the organism in Eukaryota, Viridiplantae, Streptophyta, Magnoliopsida, Malvales, Dipterocarpaceae. The record is from the annotation of a GenBank genome assembly.
AUAUUCUAAAACAACUAUUGAUAUUCUAACAAUUAUGAGGCGAGAGAAGUAUAACAUGUGUCCUAAUGUUUCAUGGUUUUAUCUUAGUUCUUAUUCAUUUAUAGUCUCUUCUCUCUAUUUUUGGAUUGGGAAAGGAAGAAUAUCAAGAAGAUUCUAAUUUCUACAAAAGGGCAAAAUAAUGAGAAAAAUGGUGUAAACCAAACAUGGGUUAUGUUAAGAUCAAUGUAUAUCGCCGGACUUUAUUGGGGGGUUAUGGUGUUGUGGUAAGGGACUGUUGUGGUAAUCUAUUUAAUAGAUGGGGAACAUGGAAAUGAGAAUGCUAGCACAGCAUUAAUGACUGAGACAAUUGCUUCGGACAUUGGCAUGCGCCAUACAGUUAGCAGCAAAGAAUUGUCUCAGUCAUUAAUGUUGUGCUAGCAUCCCCGGUAGUACCUUUUCAUUUCCAUCACAACAAAAGUAAAAUUCCCAAUUUGGGAACAAAACUAAGGAACAUGGUCAUAUGGGUUUUCCGUUCUGGUGUUUAUGUUCUAUUACCUGUUGAGCGCAUAGGAAGGCGGCAACGGAGGAUAAGAAAGGGAUUUCUCGAAGGAAUCAACCCGAAUGUCAGUGAAGUUGGUGGGGGCCAUGGGGCGCCAGGAAACUAGCUGGUAUGCAUUGUACACAAGCACUUCCACAAAUCCCAGGGAGAGAACUCCCUCGAAUGCCUCCCUCACGCUUCUAGAGUCAAAGCAAUCUAUUCUGAUGGCGAACACUUGCGCCUUCUCCUCCCUCGCUAUCUCGUCUGCAAAUCUUGACAGUCUCCCUGUAACAGUUUCAAACCCUCAGAUUAUAUUAGCCAAGAAGUGUACUUAGACCUGAUUUGAUGUUUGCAGCAAGCUAUUUGUCAAGGUUUAUGUCAGCUCCUAGUAAACUUCAUUUAGUUGCAGCCAAGAGAGUUCUUAGGUACAUCAAAGGAACCUAUGAACUUGGCUUGUGGUUUGACAGUAAUCAACAAGGAAGGUUACAGGGGUAUGCUGAUAGUGAUUGGGCAGGUUCUAUGGAGGAUA